Molecule: messenger RNA, 3753 nt
Organism: Malaclemys terrapin pileata
Lineage: Eukaryota; Metazoa; Chordata; Testudines; Emydidae
Gene: NADSYN1
Product: NAD synthetase 1
Exons: 20
Coding region: 725-2731 (668 amino acids)
Biological process (GO): NAD+ biosynthetic process
Cellular component (GO): cytoplasm
Molecular function (GO): NAD+ synthase (glutamine-hydrolyzing) activity; ATP binding; glutaminase activity
Source: RefSeq, a predicted model, not a curated record
CUACUCUGGGGACCUGGAAAGCCUAAGUUUGUCCUGCCAGCUGACCCACUCUGUAUGAAAGGAAGGGAAAAGGAAGAAUGGGAAGAAAGGAGGGAGGUGCUGCUUGGAAGGAGAAGAGUGAAGAUUAAGGCCCAAUCCCUUCCUGACCAGAGCAGAAAGGACCCUUUCUGAGCAGCUCAGAAAUUGCCUCUAUGAUGCCCUCCUUUGUGGCAGGGCACAGAGAGGCAGCUGAAGCUCUCAGUGGUCAAGCCAGCAUCAGUGUUUGCGCAGUAGAUUUUUAGCCCCUCUUUUCCAGGAGGUGAUCUGUUGUGCAAGGCCUGUUUUCUGGUUCUUGCACCUGUGGAACUCUCGCAGUAUGUUAUACUUGUGUGGAGGAGCUGCUGCAGCCUCAAGUGUGUAGCAAGCACUGCACCGAACCACUGCUUUAGUUUGUACAGCCCCUUCUGACCCAUUUCCUUAUAUAUUAGCUUCCCUCUGUCAUGAUAAGGCUCUAAUGGCUAAGGCUCACAGUUAGGUAUGUAAAUGAAGAGGUUAUUGCUAAGCACUUUGGAAAAUCUGGCCAUUUUGUUAAGGUGCUAAAUGGAAACUGAGCUCUUCUGAAAAAUCUGCCUCUAAAUAAACUUGAGACAAAAAGGAUAGUGACACUUCAAAUGAACUAAAAGAUUACAGAUGACACUGUUAUAUGGAUGGAGACCAUUAAAAGAAACCUGGGACUAUAUGUCCAAUGCUGGGAUCCUCUCUGCACACUAACAGUGGCUAUGGCUGUUCAGAUCACUAUUAUGAGUCCGAUACACUCUUACAUUCAUUUGAAGUUCUGGCAAAGCUUUUGGAAUCUCCUGCCACUCAAGACAUCAUCUGUGACGUGGGAAUGCCUGUUAUGUGCAGAAAUGUUCGCUACAACUGUAGAGUCAUCUUUUUAAACAAGAAAAUUCUUCUGAUCAGACCAAAGAUGAUACUGGCAAAUGCAGGAAAUUACAGGGAACUUCGAUGGUUUACUCCGUGGAGCAGAGCACGGUUUGUGGAGGAAUAUUUUCUCCCCAGGAUGAUACAGGAGGUGACAGGACAGGAAACUGUUCCUUUUGGUGAUGCAGUGCUAGCAACCAAAGAUACAUGCCUAGGGAGUGAAAUCUGUGAAGAGCUGUGGGCACCAAAUAGCCCUCAUAUUGAAAUGGGGCUUGAUGGGGUAGAGAUCUUCACUAAUUCGUCAGGGAGUCACCAUGUGCUGCGGAAAGCUCACACCCGUGUGAAUGUGGUAAAUUCUGCAACAGCAAAGAGUGGUGGGAUUUACGUCUUAGCCAAUCAGAAAGGCUGUGAUGGUGAUCGUCUGUACUAUGAUGGUUGUGCCAUGAUUUCUAUGAACGGAGACACUAUUGCUCAAGGAUCCCAGUUUUCACUGAAUGAUGUGGAAGUCUUGGUUGCUACACUGGAUUUAGAAGAUGUUCGAAGUUAUAGGGCAGAAAUUUCAUGUCGUAACCUAGAGGCAAGCAAAGUGAAUUCCUAUCCCAGAAUAAAAGUGAAUUUUGCUCUGUCAUGUUCUGAUGAUAUAUAUGUACCUAUCUGUGAGCCAAUCCAGUGGAGAUAUCAUAGUCCUCAGGAAGAAAUCUGCCUUGGCCCUGCAUGCUGGCUUUGGGACUACUUAAGACGCAGUAAUCAGGCAGGAUUUCUCUUACCGCUUAGUGGUGGAAUUGACAGCUCUGCUACAGCUUGCAUUGUGUAUUCUAUGUGUCGCCAGGUUUGCCUUGCAGUCAAGAAUGGAAAUCAAGGUGUGCUGGCCGAUGUACGUAGGAUAGUGAAUGAUGAGACCUAUACUCCUGAGGAUUCCCAGGAAUUCUGUGGACAUAUCUUCACCACUUGUUACAUGGCUAGCGAGAACUCCUCCCAGGAUACAUACAACAGGGCCAAAUUGUUGGCUGAACAAAUAGGCAGCUAUCAUAUAAAUCUAAACAUAGAUGUGGCAGUGAAAGCCAUUGUGGGGAUUUUCAGUAUGGUGAUGGGCAGAUCUCCCCAGUUUCGUGUCUAUGGAGGGAGCAGCAGGGAAAAUCUGGCACUACAGAAUGUGCAGGCUAGAAUAAGAAUGGUCCUUGCCUACUUGUUUGCUCAGCUGAGUCAUUGGGCUCGCGGGAUGCCUGGCGGGCUUCUGGUGCUCGGAUCAGCCAAUGUGGACGAAAGUCUUUACGGAUACUUGACUAAGUACGAUUGCUCCAGUGCCGAUAUCAAUCCUGUUGGUGGAAUCAGCAAGACUGACUUGAGAAGUUUCAUACAGUAUUGUAUGGAAAACUUCCAGCUUACAGCACUCAGAAGUAUUAUAUCAGCUCCACCAACUGCAGAGUUAGAGCCCCUGGCGGAUGGACAAGUGUCUCAAACUGAUGAGGAAGAUAUGGGGAUGACCUACACAGAGCUCUCAGUCUAUGGCAAACUAAGGAAGAUGGCCAAGGCUGGACCUUACAGCAUGUUUUGUAAGCUGAUCAAUAUGUGGAAGGAGAUCUGUACCCCAAGAGAGGUGGCAUCCAAGGUGAAGCAUUUUUUCAGGAUGUACUCAAUUAACAGACAUAAAAUGACCACCCUCACACCUGCCUAUCAUGCUGAAAACUACAGUCCUGACGACAACCGAUUUGACCUGAGACCUUUCCUUUACAACUCCACCUGGUCCUGGCAGUUCAGGUCUAUAGAUAAACAAGUUUCCAAUCUAGAAAGUAAGGAAGGGAAACCUGUACUUGAAGAUGUGGACUGACUACUCUCCACUCCUAUACUACUGACUUAAUAGUGGUUCUACAAACACAACAUUCAAGGAUAGAGUAUAUUCUGAAGAUCAGCAUGGUUCCAGUGACUGAACAGACUAUAGAGCUGGUCUAUCUUUUUGUUACCAGUUAUAUUUGUAAUUAAUCAAACCCAAAUUAGUUUGGACAAAUAAGUUUCAAGCUGUAUUAUUCAUGAUUCUGAAUGGUUUGCUUCAGCUAUUCACUAUUUUGUUCUUCAUGGUGUGUGAUUGGUCACAUAUUUCACAUGGUCAUGGCUGAAACUUUUAAAAUGUAAAAAUAAAGAUUGGACUUUUGGGUUUUAAUUUUUGGAUAAUUAAUCAUUCAUGAUUCAUUAAUAUUUUCACAUAUACCCAAAGAUUGUCUGAAUACUUGGAAAUAACAAGUGAUAUGAUCCCUCCAAUCAUAGAAACCCAGGUCAGUACUUUUGUGUGAAAAUGUGUGUGCCCAUAUAAAAUUUGACUGGGCCUAAUGAAUGGUCUGCAUGUGAUUUUUAUAUAACAUGUUGAACUGAAAGCAAAAAUCUUUAUAGUCUCUGGCACAUGCUGCUGUAAAAAAAACUAAAUUUUUAUUGUGGAAUAAAUUCACAUUUUUAUAAUGCUAAUUGGCUCUGUUCUUAACAUUUUUUAGUUACAUAGAAUUAACUAACUCAUCUGGUUUAGUGAUUGGAACAGCAGAGGAGGUUCCUAAUUUAACAAAGGUAUUUGAGCAUGGGCCAAAUUUUACAUACAUGAGUAGUUUCUAAUGUGGCCCAGAUCAGCACUCCUAAGGUCAGUUUCUGGCUCUGCCAUCUACUUGCUGUGUAACCUUUGAAAUUCACUUUAAUCUCUGUGAGUUUCAGUUUCCUCAUUCCUAAAAUAGGGAUACUGCCUAGUUGAUACAAUGCUGAAUGCGCUCUGAGAUCCUCAGAUAAAAGGUACUCUACUAUUAUCUGUAAAACAUUAUUUAAAGGUGAGCUGUAAAUAAAAUUGGGCAUGUGCCCUUUUUUCCUGCUUUA